CGUUAAACCAGGAAGGAAGCUGCCUGUUAUGGAAAGUAGUGGCGUAAAGUGCAAAAUGACUUAUCAAAAUAUGCCAUUAUAUCGUGGAAUCAUGACUUAUCUUUAGCUCAUUUUUGUCAUAUCCCUCAUAACAAGUGCACCAUGUCUGACCACAACGAUAUCAGUCUCCAACCUGAGGAGCGCGUCCGUGUCCUCACAAAAGUGGGAAGUUCGGUCGAGGUGAACGAGGAUGUUCCGCCUCGACGAUACUUCAGAUCUGGCAUGGAGAUGAUUCGCAUGGCAAGUGUUUAUGCCGAUGAGGGGAACACGGAGCAUGCAUUCAUUCUCUACAAUAAAUAUAUAACACUUUUCAUCGAAAAGCUCCCCAAACAUCGAGACUACAAAACAGCCAAUAUACCAGAGAAGAAGGAGACUAUGAGGAAACUGAAAGAGAUUGCUUUUCCAAAAGCUGAAGAACUGAAGAAACUACUCCUAACACAAUAUGAUAAAGAUUAUGCAGAGUAUCUCGUGAGAAAAAAAGCCGAGGAGGAGGCCUACGCACGAGAGCUGGCCCGGCAGAAGCAGCUGGAGGCCGAGCGGCAGCAGCAGGCCGAGGUGCAGCAGCGUCAGCGUGAGCAGGAGCAACUGCUGGCCUUCGAGGAGAUGCUGCGGCGCCAGGAGCUGGAGAGCCAGCGGCAGCGCAUCGUGCGCGACUUCAGCCCGGCCGUCGCCCCCACCGCGCCCUCACUUCCACUGGUGGAUGAUGUCCAGGGACCGCCCCAAGCCGUCUUCGUCAACCCAACACCCCCUCAGAGUCCCACUUUCAACUACACCCCCUCUCCCAUCCCAGCCCCAAUGUUUGACCGCUCUCUGAAACCCAGUGUACCAGUCAUCUCGGGGAACAAUCUGACCAUCGAUGGCAUACGGCAACUGGCAGUGCCCUCUGAACUGUGCCACAAGUUCCUAAAGUUAGCUGAUGCCAACACCUCUCGAUCAGUUGAGACUUGCGGCAUUCUUUGUGGCAAAUUGACCAAGAAUGCCUUCACAGUGACCCAUGUGAUCGUGCCCAAGCAGUGUGGGGGACCAGAUUAUUGUGACACAGAGAACGAGGAAGAGCUUUUCCUCAUCCAGGACCAGUACGACCUCAUCACCCUUGGCUGGAUCCAUACCCAUCCCACACAAACAGCGUUUCUUUCUAGUGUGGACCUGCAUACUCAUUGCUCCUACCAGAUGAUGUUACCGGAGUCCAUUGCCAUCGUCUGCUCUCCUAAGUUUAAUGAGACCGGCUAUUUCAGAUUAACCGAUCAUGGCAUGACUGAAAUCUCUACAUGCAAACAAAAAGGAUUCCAUCCACACACUAAGGAGCCUCCAUUGUUUACUGACAGCCGACACGUCAACAUCACUGAUAUUGGUGUGACGGUGCUGGACCUGAGGUGAUGUUUCCUUUGCAGCCAUACUGCGUGCCUUCCUGCUUCCUGCUACAUUAUGGGAACCUCAACUUACAAAGUGGCCUAAUGUACUGUUUGCUCAUGGAUGGACACAGAUGAUAAAAAGAAUACACAGCUUUUGGUGGCCGAAAAGCUUGACCAUUAUGUUUGUUUUUUUAUCAGAAGAAAGACUUUUAAGUAGUAAAGUAUGAUUUUUCACAAUACCUUUGAUCUCUUAUUAUAUAUGUGUUACAUAUUUAUACCUGAGCAUUCUUUCACUCUCUUGGUAGAGUAGAGAGUCAUGGUAGAGUGAAAUAGUUCACUAUUUCUUGAAGAAAGGUCAGUGAAGCAAGGCUUACUUCAAAGGGACCAAGAGAUUGUAGAAGCCAAACAGUAGAUCAAUAUUUGAUUACUUUUCUCCCAUAAUCAGUUGUCAUUAAGAAGCAAAGCACCUAGUCAACAUGCACGUAAAACAUAGGGUCCAGACCUGAUUAAAAUUAUACAAAUUAUAAUGAUAUGUCUAAUAUUCUGUACUGUGCAAUUAUUUUUGUCCAUACAUUUCACAUGUAUUAUUAUUAUUAUUAUUAUUAUUAUUAUAUGUGGGAAAUACUCUGCUCUGCUAAAAAGAUAAUACAAUCUGCAGGGACAUUCACAUAGAUUAUGUGCUGUGCUGAUAGCCAGUAUGGAGUGCUACAUUAGAGCCUUACUCUUAGCAAUAGCAUUGCUCUCUGCUGGGAAUAGGUUUGUGCCAAAUCAAGAUUAUGCAGGAAGGAAAUUGAAAACAAUUUUAAGUCAACAUGGAUAAAACAAAAAUCAUUAUAUUGUUUAGUCAUAUUUAUUGUUUCAAAUGAUGUACCUUUGAUAUGUUUUGAAUGUCUGACAGUGAUAUACAACCUAAAAUGAUGUUUGAAAGUAAGUCAUGGGCUUAUUAUUACGUUUUGCAAAUGAUUUAGGAGUAAAGCUCCAGUGCAGUGCAGACGAGAUGUUGAAGGUGUGUAGGCUAUGCUGUAUUAAUCCAAAUACACAGCACUUAAUAAAGUAGGGAAAGUAAAGUGUUCUAAGGUGAUUAAUGAAAUAAUCCAACUUUAUGCUGCAAAGCUCUCUUUCAUUUGAGUGGCUUUUUUAAUUUUGUGGAUCUAUUUAGUGGCGUCACUAGGCUAUACCUCGUCACCCCUGAUCAGUCUUCUCUUGUACUGUUACUUUGCUUCAUUUCUUGUAUUGCGUGCUGUAAUUGUUAUAUCUGCAGACAAAUAAAUAUAUUGUCCAAG
Molecule: messenger RNA, 2674 nt
Organism: Sardina pilchardus (European sardine)
Lineage: Eukaryota; Metazoa; Chordata; Actinopteri; Clupeiformes; Clupeidae
Gene: stambpa
Product: STAM binding protein a
Exons: 10
Coding region: 142-1416 (424 amino acids)
Biological process (GO): protein K63-linked deubiquitination
Cellular component (GO): cleavage furrow; endosome
Molecular function (GO): protein binding; metal-dependent deubiquitinase activity; K63-linked deubiquitinase activity
Source: RefSeq, a predicted model, not a curated record